CACGGCAUAAACUGGGAUUUAUUGUGUGUGUAUAAAGUGAGUAGUGAAUGCAGAGCUGUUGCUCCUUCACAGAAUGGGCCAGGCUGCGACCCUGCCUUGUAAGAGAGGCGGGUCUUAUGUGAUGGAGCUGCACGAAUGGUACAGGAAGUUUAUUAUUGAAUGUCCAAGUGGGCUAAUCACUCUUCAUGAGUUUCAAAAGCAUUUCUGCAAUGGAACAGGGGGCAGUGAGUCAGCUGAGUAUGCAGAACAGAUAUUUCGCACAUUGGACUAUAAUGAGGACGGGGUGGUGGAUUUCAGGGAGUACGUCAUGGCCAUCAGCAUGCUGGUUGAAGGCUCUGCUGUGGAAAAGCUGCGGUGGUCGUUUAAGCUCUAUGACAAAGACAGAGAUGGAGCCAUCACUCGGGAGGAGAUGCUGGAGAUUAUGCAGGCUGUGAAUAAGAUGGGGGUAGCAGCUGAUUUAACCAAACCCAACCCACUUACAGCUGAAGAAUGUACCAACAGGAUAUUCCUGCGAUUAGAUAAAGACAAUAAUGCUAUCAUCAGUCUGGAGGAGUUCAUAGAGGGAGCGCUGGAUGAUGAUUGGAUGAGGGAGAUGCUGGAAUGUGACCCCAACACUGUGAGGGUGGAGCGGCCCCCGGGAAAGGACCCUGCUUUGGGGACCCAUGGUUGACCCGUAUGGUUUAAUAUUUACUGGAAGCAAAGAAAUUAACCGAUGUCGAUGUUUGUGCACCCAGCUUCCACUCCCUGUGACACUGUAGAUCUGGAAAAGCACUAAAACAUGUAGCUCUUAACCUUGAGAUAAUAUUAAAAGCAUUCAUAUUUGCCUUGUUUUCUAUCUAUAUUAAAUAGUAUGGCUAUCAUAAAACAAUGACAUUUUAGUCCAACUUCCAUUAUAAACCCUUUAAUCAGUUCCAUGUAAAAAUAUUGUAAUGUCUACAACAGCUCUUGUUUUACCUUGACUGCCUAGCACAAUGUAACACCUGCCCUGCAUACCUUUGCAAUUAUCCAGGAUUUCCAUUUAAUGUAAUUUAAUUAUUUAUUUCCAGUUAAUUUUAGAUGCAGAUAUUGUACUUUUAAUUACUUUGCAGACAAAGAAUUUACUGACAAAACAUAUUAGUGUAUAAAAAAAUGUAUGCAGUGUCUUUAAAAUAAAAAGUUGUUGAAACAUCUUCAUCUUGAUCAGCAACACAACGUGACAAUAAUUUUAUCAAAUGAUAUAAUACGUAACAACAAAGGGUAUUUCUGUAUAUGAGGUAAUAUUACU
This is a messenger RNA of Trematomus bernacchii (emerald rockcod), 1264 nucleotides long. RefSeq lists its product as uncharacterized. Gene Ontology annotation, molecular function: calcium ion binding. The record is from RefSeq and is a predicted model, not a curated record. The transcript is spliced from 5 exons. The coding region runs from base 74 to 670 and encodes 198 amino acids. NCBI's taxonomy places the organism in Eukaryota, Metazoa, Chordata, Actinopteri, Perciformes, Nototheniidae.